This is a messenger RNA of Condylura cristata (star-nosed mole), 7019 nucleotides long. It is a transcript of the gene PTPN21, whose product is annotated as protein tyrosine phosphatase, non-receptor type 21. Lineage: Eukaryota; Metazoa; Chordata; Mammalia; Eulipotyphla; Talpidae. The transcript is spliced from 18 exons. Gene Ontology annotation, molecular function: protein tyrosine phosphatase activity. The record is from RefSeq and is a predicted model, not a curated record. The coding region runs from base 50 to 3577 and encodes 1175 amino acids. Gene Ontology annotation, cellular component: cytoskeleton. Gene Ontology annotation, biological process: protein dephosphorylation.
UGGCUGUGCUCUUCGCUCUGUACCCCUCCACAUUUGAAGGGAGAGGAAGAUGCCACUGCCAUUUGGAUUGAAACUCAAACGCACGCGGCGCUACACCGUGUCCAGCAAGAGCUGCCUGGUUGCCCGGAUCCAGCUGCUCAAUGAUGAGUUUGUGGAGUUCACACUGUCAGUGGAGAGCACUGGCCAGGAGAGCCUGGAGGCUGUGGCCCAAAGACUGGAGCUGCGAGAGAUCACUUACUUCAGCCUCUGGUACCACAAUAAGCAAAACCAGCGCCGGUGGGUAGAUUUGGAAAAGCCUCUAAAGAAGCAGCUGGACAAGCACGCGCUGGAGCCCACUGUCUAUUUCGGGGUGGUGUUUUACGUGCCUUCAGUCUCGCAGCUGCAGCAGGAGAUCACCAGGUAUCAGUAUUAUCUGCAGCUGAAGAAAGAUAUCUUGGAAGGCAACAUUCCUUGUACCUUAGAACAAGGAAUACACCUAGCAGGCUUAGCUGUUCAAGCUGAUUUUGGUGACUUUGACCAGUAUGAAUCCCAGGACUUCCUUCAGAAAUUUGCCUUGUUUCCUGUGAGGUGGUUACAAGAUGACAAAGUAUUGGAAGAAGCAACCCAAAAGGUGGCUUUACUUCAUCAGAAAUACAGAGGGCUCGCCGCUCCUGACGCCGAGAUGCUGUACAUGCAGGAGGUGGAGCGGAUGGAUGGCUACGGAGAGGAGAGCUACCCCGCCAAGGAUAGCCAAGGCAGUGACAUAUCCAUCGGGGCAUGUCUGGAUGGGAUCUUUGUGAAGCACAAGAAUGGAAGGCCUCCUGUGAUAUUUAGGUGGCACGACAUCGCCAACAUGUCCCACAACAAGUGCUUUCUCGCACUGGAGCUGGCCAGUAAGGAAGAGACCAUCCAGUUCCAAACCGAGGACAUGGAAACGGCAAAAUACGUAUGGAGACUCUGUGUGGCACGACACAAGUUUUACAGACUGAAUCAGUGUAGCCUGCAAACCCAGGCCGUCACGCUGAACUUGAUCAGGAGAAGGUCUUCUUCAAGGAUGUCUCUGCCUAAACCGCAGCCCUAUGUGAUGCCUGCCCCGCCCCCACUGCACUACAAUGGACAUUACUCAGAGCCCUACACCUCCUCCCAAGAUAACCUCUUUGUGACCAAACAGAAUGGAUACUAUUGUCACUCCCAGACAAGCUUGGAUCGCGCCCAGAUUGACCUCAGCGGUCGCAUCAGGAACGGCAGCGUCUACAGCGCGCACAGCACCAGCUCCUUAAAUAACCCGCAGCCCUACCUGCAGCCCUCACCCAUGUCCUCCAACCCGAGCAUCACCGGGAGCGAUGUCAUGAGGCCAGACUACAUCCCCUCACAUCGGCACAGCGCCCUGAUACCCCCCUCUUACCGGCCCACCCCGGAUUAUGAGACUGUGAUGAAGCAGCUCAACCGAGGCCUGGUGCCCGCGGACAGGCAGAGCCACUCACUGAGGAACCUCAACAUCGGCAACUCCUACGCCUACAGCCGGCCGGCCGCGCUGGUCUACAGCCAGCCGGAGAUUCGCGAGCACGCACACCUGGCCUCGCCGCAGUCGGCGCACUACCCGUUCAACCUCAACUACAGUUUCCACAGCCAGUCUCCUUACCCCUACCCCGCCGAGAGGCGGCCGGUGGUGGGGGCCGUCAGCGUGCCGGAGCUGACCAACGUGCAGCUGCAGGCCCAGGAGUACCCGGCGCCCAACAUCAUGAGAACCCAGGUGUACCGCCCGCCGCCCCCCUACCCCUACCCCAGGCCGGCCAACAGCACCCCGGACCUGUCCCGCCACCUCUACAUCAGCAGCAGCAACCCGGACCUCAUCACGCGGCGCGUCCACCACUCGGUGCAGACGUUCCAGGAGGACAGCCUGCCGGUGGCCCACUCCCUGCAGGAGGUCAGCGAGCCGCUCACGGCCGCGCGGCACGCGCAGCUGCAGAAGCGGAACAGCAUCGAGGUGGCCGGGCUGGCGCACAGCUGCGAGGGCCUGCGGCUCAAGGAGAGGACCCUGUCGGCCUCGGCCGCCGACGUGGCCCCGCGGGCCGCCGGCUCCCCGCCCGCCGUGUUCCUGGACAGGGCCCAACGGGAGGACGCGGCCGAGCCGGGAAGCCCGAGGUACGGUCACAAAAAGUCCCUUUCGAAUGCCACCGUGCUGAUCCACAGCAGCGAAGACGACGAUGACGACGAGUUGGAAGAGGACAACCGGCCCCCGGUGCCGCUCUCGCCGCGGCUCCGGGCGUCCCAGGGCGGGCACCCCCCUGACACGCCGCCCUCCCACCCCAGCGGCUCGGUGCCCGCCCUCGCCGGCCCCCUGCACAUUCUCGAGCCCCCGAUCCCCGUGGCAGACCCCGAGAGGAGGGCCAGGGACGCCGGCCCCGCCCUGAUGGCCGCGGUGCAGCGGCGCCACAGAGAAGGGGUGCUGACGCCCUCCAUGUCGGAGUCCGACCUCACCACGUCGGGGCGGUACCGCGCCAGGAGGGACUCGCUCAAGAAACGGCCCGUGUCAGACCUGCUCUCUGCCAGGAAGAACCCUGGUGAAGGCCUGCCGCCGUUGGGGGGAAUGAAAAAGAGAGUAGAUGCCAAAAAAAUCGGACCUCUCAAAUUGGCUGCUCUCAAUGGACUCUCUCUGUCCCGGCUGCCUCUACCAGAUGAAGGGAAGGAAGUGCCCGCCCGAGCCACCAACGAUGAGCGGUGUAAAAUUCUGGAACAGCGACUAGAACAGGGAAUGGUGUUCACAGAAUAUGAACGAAUUCUUAAGAAACGCCUUGUUGAUGGGGAGUGCUCAACAGCACGUCUCCCUGAAAAUGCAGAGAGAAAUCGAUUCCAGGACGUCCUUCCUUAUGAUGACACCAGGGUGGAGUUAGUCCCAACCAAAGAAAACAACACCGGCUACAUCAACGCAUCACAUAUUAAGGUCUCUGUCAGUGGGAUCGAAUGGGAUUACAUUGCCACACAGGGGCCGUUGCAGAGUACCUGCCAGGACUUUUGGCAGAUGGUGUGGGAACAGGGAAUUGCAAUUAUAGCAAUGGUCACUGUGGAAGAGGAGGGCGGAAGGGAGAAGAGCUUUAGGUACUGGCCGCGGCUGGGCUCCAGGCACAACACCGCCACCUACGGGAGGUUUAAGAUCACCACGCGCUUCCGCACAGACUCGGGCUGCUACGCCACCACCGGCCUGAAGAUGAAGCACCUCCUCACCGGGCAGGAGCGCACCGUCUGGCACCUGCAGUACACCGACUGGCCCGCGCACGGCUGCCCCGAGGACCUCAAGGGGUUCUUGUCAUACCUUGAAGAGAUCCAGUCUGUCCGACGCCAUACGAAUAGCACAAGUGAGCCCAGGAGCCCCAGCUCGCCGGUGCUGGUGCACUGCAGCGCAGGCGUGGGGCGGACAGGAGUGGUCAUCUUAUCGGAGGUCAUGAUCGCCUGCCUGGAGCACAACGAGAUGCUGGACGUCCCCAGGGUGCUGGACAUGCUGCGGCAGCAGCGGAUGAUGAUGGUGCAGACGGUCGGCCAGUACACGUUCGUGUACCGGGUUCUCAUCCAGUUCCUGAAGAGCUCGCGGCUCAUCUGAGCUCACAGCUGGGCUGGGACUGACCGCGGCAGCGUUCACAGCUCGGAGUGCCUGCCUGCCGCCCGCCCUCUCCUGGACGCGCCUGCCCACAGAAAGCUCCUCCGACAGGAGAGAGGGUGUGAGGGCUUCACUGAGAGCGCGCCGGUCACUGGCCGCACGGGGCGGGGGGUUUCGGCCGGACGGGUGCUGCAGCGGACCCGGUCCAGGGCCCGGCCUGCUCUGGCCGCCCCAGUGCUGGCCUCGGUGCUGGCCCGCGUCCCAGAGGUCACGUUUUCUAGACAGUGUCCUCCUGUUUUCUGAAACUAUGCUAGGCGAUGCUGCCGGUCGUUGAGGGUGCAUGAAUUUUUUAAAGCUAGUUUUUGAUAAUGGAAUUUUAUUUUAUGACUAAAAUAUUUCAGGCUUUCUUGUUGGUAAACUGAACUUUCCGUGGCAAUGAGCUGCAGACAAGUGGCUCCUUUAUCACUUGGUCUUUAAAACCAUCUUACUAUCCUUUGCCCUUUUAAAGAAUCCUGAAUACGUAACAGUUUGGUUACCAGACCCAAAACUACAAGAAGAAUCUAAAAGUGUUAUUUUAAAACAUAAAAAAGGCAUUUUUAUAUUCAGAAAAAAAAUUUUUUUUAUCCAAAACUUCUAUAUCUUUGUGCUAUCAAUAUUUUCCAAACAAGAGCGCUCAACUCACUAAGGUACUGAAAGGAGUCUGCCAGCAGGAGGGAAAGUUGGGGUGAAGGUACAGUAUUUAAAAUGUGACCAUGAUCAGAUUUGCUCAUUUCUUCAGUAUUAUUCAUAAACAUAAAUGAGUUUGGUUAUAUGGUUGAAGAUGAAGUGAAGAACAAUUGCAUAGGAUUGUUUCAAGCACUUUUUUGGUUAAAAUCAAGAAAUCUGAGUUUUAGUAGAUGUGUUGCUGUAUAGCUGAGGCAGUAGCAGUGGCAGUGGGUUGCUUCAGCGUUUUGGAAGAGGUAAGUGUUAAGGAUGUAGGGUGACUGGGGUGAGCAAGUGAGGUGUAGGCUCAGGAUGGGAAUGCAGGGUGCCGGUGUCUUGUGAAAUGCAGUAUUACCCGUCUUCGGACUGAGGCUUGGGAUGCAGGUUCCCCACAGGUAGGUAACCCCAGGAAAUUUAAGGCCUGUCCCUCUCAGUGACUCACUUUUUCCUUGCAGUUUUUCCACCUAAACCUCUAUGCUUUAACAAAUAAAAUUAGGAUCAUUCAAAGACGCUUUGAAGAGGCUGGAUCUUCCCUUGGUUGUGGGAAGGGCGGAGUUAGUAGUUGUUUCACAUCCCCUUCCGGCACUACAGCCCAAACUUGCGGGUCCCCCAGGAGAAAGCUGUGUUACUCAAGAGGUACUUGAAUUUUUGCUCCUUAAUCUUUGAACUUCUCUGAAGACGUCAAUUUUAGUUAGUGGUGUCACUCCCCCAGCCUAUUCAGCACAUCCCAGUGGGCAGCCCCAGGCUGAAUUAAUGGGGGGUAAGGAGGGGCGUGGUUGGUGCUGGUCCCAGCCAGGACGAUCUUGUAUUUGGAGCAGAGUAGGUAAUGACUAAGCGGUACAUGUAGCUGAAGCACCAUCUCCGUUUUCUUUUAACUGAGGCUGCUUCUCUAAAAUGUCAGAUCAGACUGUUUCCCCAAGUUACAAUAUCCUAGGGGUAGUUCCGAGUCGCACUAAAGCAGUUGAAUGCUCCUGUCCUUCACACAGUGCGUAUCUGCCUACCUCCGAGUCACGCAGAAACCAGCCACUGAAUUUUCAGAGGAAAAUUCAAAAGAUAUCAAUGGAAGUGACUGUUGAAAGUGGGCACAUUUCUCAUUUAGGUACAGCAUGUGAAUUUUAAAUCUGAAUUUGUAAGAGUUUGGUUUAAAGAAUCAUAGACUCAGAUGUAAAUAGUUAUUAUAAGAACGGGAUGAGAGUUUCAUGGUGAUAGUUCCCAUCUCCACACCGUGUAAAAGACAGGAGUGUUUCCAAGGCUUUUCUAAAUUUUCCACGGUACGUUUUUAAAAAGUGCUUUUCUGUCAGGUUUAAGCAUUGUGAAGUGCCCCACUGACAAGAACAUAUUGUAAAACAAAAAAUCUGAAGAGUAAUAUAUAGUAUAUUUGUAUUCUUAUUGUAAUAAUUUGAUUCUAAGUAAACUGUUUAUGAAGCUAAAAUGUGUCCUAUAAAUGUCACUCUUAGAUGUUGUAUGUGUGACAUAGCUUCUAAGAUCCAUGUAAAUUUUUUGUCCUUUUUGAAUUUAAAAAUUUUAAUUACAGUAGUGAAUAUGAAAAUAUUUGUCAGUAAAACGAAACCUACAUUACAGUGAUUUCCAGCAGUGAACACUGAGGUGUGGUACGUUUCCCAUAUCCGAAUCGACAACGCUAUCAUCUGCCAGACUUACACUAUGCUUUGCGUGUCUUAGUCUCUUUUAGUUCCAUGCUAGUAUUAUUUUCAUAUCAGAGUUACCAAAAUGUUUAUUUUUGCAAAACGUAGAUUAUAAACAGGUGUUUUCCAUUGAUCAGUUUUGACAUCUCUGGCAUCAGUUUUCCUGAUUAGUGAAGGUUUUUGUGAUGAAAAUCGUGUAAUUGGUCAUUGUGAGCACAGAAAGUGUUCAUUUUAGAAUAUCAUUUGGAAUGUUGAUUGCAGCCAUUAUUAAUUACUUCCUUCUGAAACGUCUACUGUGAAGCAUUCAGAAAGUCCUAGAAUUAGCCUUUAAAACUCUUGGGCAGGAUCAAAACUGGACAUGUGCUUCCUUAGAAACUUCCAGAAAGAACAAGGUCUAGGUAGAAAUACAGAGAAAGAGACUAAGGGGUAACAGCAGGUUGGGGGACCAACUUCUCUGAGAAGCUUUCAUCAUCAUCAGAAGAAGAAAAAAAAGAGUCAUAUUAAUGUUCACAAUAGUAGGAAAAUCUAUAUGUAUAUGUGCUGUAUAAUGGGAACCUUAUAUGUAAUAAGAGAUAAAACUGGAGAUGUAGCUGAGCAGCAGGAGUGUAUUUGGGAUUUGCAUGAACCAGAGGAAGUAAGAACUACUGUUUUAUUAUAUGUCGUUUUUAAUAUCAGCUUUUAAAGGAACUCUUGGAUAUAAAUUUAGGGAAAUUACUUCCCAUCAAGAUUUAAUGUGGAACAAACUAAAACUGUCUCUCUCCAGUUUAAAUUUAUUUAAAAAAAAUUAAAUUGGAGGGGUAUGUUUUUUUGAGCUCAGGGAUAGACAUUUCGAAAAUAGAGGAUAUGACGUGCUAGAAAUUUACCUGGGAAAAUACUCCUCAAAAAACCAUGAAUUUUUCAAAUUUCUGUAGCUGAAGACUCCAUUUAUGCUGGUAUCCACAAUUACAGAAAAAUGAGGAUGAGUCAGAAAGUCCAACUGUUUAAAGUUUGUAUGUGUUGGGGAGUACAUGGUUACAGAACUUUAGAAAAUAUUUGAAGGGGUCUUAGAUUGUUAAAUUGGCAGUUUUCUGUAUAUUGUGGACAGUUACCAAAUAAAAAUU